AUGUCGAGUCCAAACCGUUCAAACCUCCCGGAUGGGGCUUUUUUAACGAUUUUCAAUGGAAGGAGGUGUACGGCUGUGCCGAGGGGUGGAGCGAAAACGAGAUCGAAUAACCAGCAACGACAGUCGACAAGUACGUCUCACUCGACGUCAACAUCUUCAUCGACGACGAGAUCAACACCUCCACCACAAACAAGCGCACCACCGCCGGUCGCUCCUCCUCCUCCACCGCCGCAAACCAGCGCACCACCGCCGGUCGCUCCCCCCCCUCCGCCGCCCCCUCCACCUGUGCAAACAACGCCGCUGCCGCCGCCGCCUCCUCCUGCUUUGACUACCAGUUCAGCGAGUACGACGAGCUCCUCAUUACUACCCCCUCCUGCACCCCCUCCGCCCCCUCCACCUGCAGCCACAACUCCUUCACCAGCACCAGGGCCUCCUCUCCAGCAGACACAAGCGCCGCCUGCUCCUGUAGUCUCUAGCCCUCCUCCUCCUCCUCCUCCGCUUUUCUCAUCUUCCACCACGCCGCCGCUUGUUGAUGCGGAGCCGGCUACCAUUCCCACGUUUCAGCAGAUUCCUAGCAUUCCUUCACAGAGUGUUCCUCUCCCUGCACAACUACCCCCCCCUCAAUCUUCAUCAACUUCACUUCCUGUCAUUCAAGACUUGCCCCCAUCUACUCCAGGAGCCAGCCAGACUGAUGUCAACACAGUCCCCACGCAGCCAGUUCAGACGCCACCCGCGUUUGUUAGCGAGGCUAGUCCCUCACCUACCAGUAGUCCCGAAGCGGCUGCUCCCACUGUCGGGUUGAACCCUGGCACUGCCGCGGGCGAAGCAGGGAAUGGAAGCAAUCCGCCAUCAAGCAGUCAACCUUCUUCGGGGGGGAGUAGGUCCGGUGGCGUGGCCACUCCUGUUGUCAUUGCGUCGAGUGUUGUGGGCGCUGUGGCUGUGAUCGGGUUACUUGGAUUUCUUCUCUGGCUUUGGCGGAAACGAUCACUCAGAAAGCGUCGAAGCACCCUCCUCACGCCCUUGUCGACGGAUCCUAGCUUCAGGACUGGCGAAAAGCCGUACAUCAUUGAUCGGGAAUCUCUGGGACCGACGCCGCGCUCUGCUAAACUUAAGGCAGCUCUUGGAUACAACUUCAGUCGGUUCCGGGGACAAGUGGGAGGAUUGGUGUCCCGAAACCGCGACAGCAGUUCUACCCGUAGCCGCACACAGUUUAUGAACAUAUCUCAACACAGUCGCAACAGUUCGUCGAUGUCAAAUCAUGCCGGACCUCGCAAUAUCGUUACUACAACAGAUCGACUAAAGGACUGGUGGGAAAGGUUGACUGCAGAUAUGAGGUUCAACUGGCGACUUCGUGGAGACAGGAACACCGAAAAAGAUCCGUUCGCUUCCACACGCGAUAUGAUGGACCGAAAAGCUGCUAUGGGUGGACAGCCCGACUUUUUAACGCUUCUGGGCAUGGAUGAGAGAGAGGUUGAGCGGGAGGCACAGCGCAGGCGACUAAGUAGAGGAAAAGACAGCGCAGGCUCAGCAGAGCACUUUCUCGGAGGACUGGGACUUAACUUUGAUAAUGCCUCGGCCAACCCGUUCUCCGACAUCAAUGCAUUGCCCCACGACUCAGCGAAGCCGGCACCACUUGCUGUAGCCAAUCCAACAACAAACAAUCCCUUUUCGGAUACGAAUGCUAUUUCGGCCCCUGCAGCGGCAGUCAAGCCACCGACGACAUACGUUGCCGACGUUCGACGGUCUAGAGGCACAUCAAUCGGGGGCAGCACAACUAGACCGCCUAGCGGCUCUACCUUCUCGCCCCGCAUGGAUUCCAUGUAUCGGGAUUCUCUGCAGAGCGUUGAGAGCUUUUCAACGCGACGCAACAAAUUUCGGUCUGAUCCAUUUGAUUUAGAACGGCCGGAACUCCUCGGCAGCCGCGCAACCCAGGCAAGCAGCAACUAUAGCCAGGUUGGUGGGAUGGCACCUCGAAUACCCGGUUCGGCCCACACACGAGCCGGCAGCUUCAGCUCCAAGUACAGCAGCGGAGUUAGCAUGGACGGCUGGAGCGAUCCAGGGCCAGACGUCGGGCCCGCAGGCGGAUCAUCGUCAUAUCGGCCCGAGACUGAGAGCCCCACAGUAGGCUAUCGUCCCGGCGAGCAGCGUAAGCCCUCCCGAAGACCGAGCCAGACAAGUCAAGGAAGUCAAAACAGCGUCGGAAAGGCGCUGUAG
Colletotrichum truncatum is the source of this 2214-nucleotide messenger RNA. RefSeq lists its product as uncharacterized. The record is from RefSeq and is a predicted model, not a curated record. NCBI's taxonomy places the organism in Eukaryota, Fungi, Ascomycota, Sordariomycetes, Glomerellales, Glomerellaceae.